Messenger RNA from Megalops cyprinoides (Indo-Pacific tarpon), 5283 nucleotides. It is a transcript of the gene phf2, whose product is annotated as PHD finger protein 2. Gene Ontology annotation, molecular function: transcription coregulator activity; histone demethylase activity. The transcript has 22 exons. NCBI's taxonomy places the organism in Eukaryota, Metazoa, Chordata, Actinopteri, Elopiformes, Megalopidae. The record is from RefSeq and is a predicted model, not a curated record. Gene Ontology annotation, biological process: regulation of transcription by RNA polymerase II; protein demethylation. Bases 445 to 3651 code for a protein of 1068 amino acids.
UCCUAGCUACAUUGAUUCUGGAGUUCCCCAGUGGCGAAGAUACAUUUUCGAACGUCCCGGGAUACCAUGUGAAACAGCUGCAGUGUUAAUGAGAUUCAUUCAUCUGAUUUGAAGACGAUACCGUCCUACAAGCUGACGUAAUAAUAUUACAAUGAAAGGAUACAUUUUCUUAGGGUUUAUGAAAGUCUCAAUACUGUACAGUCACCAGGGGGCAUACGCACAAUAAUACACUUCAGGAAACAUAAUUAGUUCAACAUUUUGUCAACAGUGCAAUUUAAAUGCAGGCGAAUUCUUUCGGAAGACUUUUUUGAUGUCGCUGUAUGUACAUGUCAGCUGAAGAACACCGAAACGGCGAGCUAUUUUGAAGAUUUUCAUAUUGUAAUUUUGUUGCAGGAGGGUUUGUGCAGCCCCCGUCUCUCAGGCGUUGUUGUGAAUUGAUCUAACAUGGCGACUGUACCAGUUUAUUGCAUCUGUAGAUUACCUUACGACGUAACCCAGUUUAUGAUCGAAUGCGAUGCAUGCAAGGAUUGGUUUCACGGCAGCUGCGUGGGGGUGGAUGAAGAUGAAGCACCAGACAUUGACAUCUAUCACUGCCCCAACUGUGAGAAGACUCAUGGCAAGUCUACAUUGAAAAAGAAAAAGAACUGGAAUAAGCAUGACACAGGACAAAGCACAGAUGUCAAACCCGUCCAGAAUGGGAGUCAGGUGUUCAUAAAGGAGCUUCGAAGUAGGACAUUCCCCAGUUCUGAAGAUGUAGUGGUGAAACUGAAUGGAAGUCAGUUGACUGUAGACUACCUGGAGGAGAAUGGAUUCACAGAACCAAUUCUGGUUCUGAAGAAAGAUGGGCUUGGAAUGACUAUGCCAGCUCCAACAUUCUACGUUAGUGACGUAGAAAAUUAUGUUGGUCCAGAUGUUGUGGUAGAUGUCGUUGACGUCACAAAGCAGACUGACAGCAAGAUGAAGCUCAAGGAGUUUGUUGAUUAUUACUAUAGCACAAACAGAAAGCGAGUAUUAAAUGUCAUUAACUUGGAAUUUUCAGACACAAGGAUGGCAAACAUAGUGGAGAGCCCACAGAUUGUGCGGAAGCUGUCCUGGGUGGAGAACUACUGGCCGGACGAUGCCCUCCUGGGGAAGCCGAAAGUGACCAAGUACUGCCUGAUCUGUGUGAAGGACAGCUACACAGACUUUCACAUUGAGUGCGGUGGCGCCUCGGUCUGGUACCAUGUCCUCAAGGGAGAGAAGAUCUUCUUCUUAAUCAAGCCCACUUCUGCCAACCUGUCCCUAUAUGAGCGCUGGAGGUCCUCGUCCAAUCACAGUGAGAUGUUCUUCGCCGACCAGGUGGACAAGUGUUACAAGUGCACUCUGAAGCAGGGGCAGACUCUGCUCGUUCCUUCAGGGUGGAUAAAUGCAGUGCUGACUCCAGUGGACUGCCUGGCUUUCUCUGGCCACUUUUUACACAACCUGAGUGUGGAGAUGCAGAUGAGAGCAUAUGAAGUGGAAAAACGGCUGAAAGUUGGCAGCCUCACUCCCUUUCCAAACUUCGAAACGGCGUGCUGGUACGUGGGACGGCAUCUGCUGGAACGCUUCAAAGGUUUACACAAGGCGAAUAAGCAGCCAGCCCCAUACCUGGUGCAUGCGGCCAAAAUCAUCAAUGGAGCUUUCAGAUCAUGGACUAAAAAACAGGCUCUUCUAGAACAUGAGGAUGAACUUCCAGAAAAUAUGAAACCAGCACAACUCAUUAAAGACCUUGCCAAAGAGAUCAGGAUUUCAGAGAAUGCAACAAAAGCCAUCAAGGCUGAGCCCAGUGCUAAGGUGCCAGCAGAGGAGCCCCCACCCCCUCCUCCAGAGCCAGAGGAACCUGUAUCCCCUGUCCACAUCCCCACACCCCCCAGAGAAAAGCCUGCCAGGAAGAAGACCCCCAAGCCCCCCAAACCCCCUAAACCCCCUAAGCCCCCAAAACUCCCAAAGACUCCCAAGCCUCCAAAGACCCCCAAAGUGAAAGAUGGAGGGAAGAAGAAAGGGAAGAAAGCAAAAGAGAGUGGCGCCCCACCCAAAGCCUCCAGCCUGGCUGCUCUUGAGUCCCAUGCAAAAGAGAUCCUGACCAAGAUGGACCAGCCCAAGAAAGGGAAGGCUGCAAAGAAUGUUUUAAGCAUGUCAGAGAAGGAGAUAAGCAAGCAGAAUGAUGUUGAGAAGUUUGAAAUCCGGGAACAGAACAAGAACAAAACUGAGGCAAAAUGGAAAUACAAGAACAGUAAACCAGACUCAUUGCUAAAAAUGGAAGAAGAACACAAAUUUGAGAAGACACCCCUAUCAGGAAAUAAAGACAACAAAUUUGCCUUUUCAUUUUCUAAUAAAAAAUUGCUAAGCUCAAAAGGCCUCAAACCCCAGACCAACUCAAGCGUGUUCGGAUCAUUACAAAACUUGAAAGAGGACAAAGCCAAACCAGUGAGAGACGAGUAUGAGUAUGUCUCGGACGAGGGAGAGCUGAAGAUCGACGAGUUCCCGAUCAGAAGGAAAAAGAACACUGCAAAACGAGACUUGUCCUUUUUAUCAAACAUUAAAGAACCUGUUCAACCGUCUAAAAAACCAAAGCUUCAACCUGCAGUUCCCAAGAAGGUUGAUUCAUCAGAUGAAGACUCACUCCACAUAGACACAGAUGCCAAGCCAGAGGUCAAAGGUCGGAACUCAAAGGUCAAGAAGGAGAGUGGCAGUGCGGCAGGUAUUCUGGACCUGUUACAGGCAAGCAAGCAAGUGGGCGGUAUCGACUACAGUGCCAACAGUCAGCCACCUGCAUCCCCCAGCACACAGGAGGCCAUCCAGGGCAUGUUGUCCAUGGCUAACCUGCAGUCUUCAGACACCUGCCUGCAACAGUCCUGGAGCAACAGCCAGUCCAAGAACAACUCGCACUCCACACAGUCGGGCAAGAAGUCAGGUAGUGGAGGCGGUGGUGGAAACAACAAGCGACCGGCCAAGCGUCUCCCGAAGAAGAGCCGGAAGAGCGUCAGUGUGGACAGCGCUGACUUGUUUGACGAUGACCAGGACCACCUGGAUGCCUGUUUCAAGGACUCUGAUUAUGUUUACCCAUCUCUGGAGUCUGAGGAGGACAAUCCCAUUUUCAAAUCCAGAUCGAAGAAAAGGAAAAACUCUGACGACACUCCUUACAGCCCAACAGCACGAGUAGGCCCCUCGGUUCCACGUCAGGAGCGGCCAGCUCGAGAGGGAGCGAGAGUGGCUUCCAUAGAGACGGGGCUAGCAGCCGCUGCAGCCAAGCUGUCCCAUCAGGAGCAGCAGAAGACGAAGAAGAAGAAGAAGAGCACCAAAAAGAAGACUUUGCAGGAGGAGCCCCGUAAAGUCUCUCAGGGCAGUAGCUCUCCAGAACCCAAUAUGGACUCACAAGACAGCAGCCUGGCAGACCACGAGUACACCGCGGGAACAGGCAAGACAGCGGGGGGCUCCCAGCCCAUGGCGCCCGGGGUCUUCCUCACACAACGACGGCCCUCCACUUCAUCUCAGAACAACCCCUCAGCAAAGGGAGAGCGCGGGGUCACAGCUGAGGCCAAAGCCAAACGGCUAAAGAAAGGCAUGGCCACGGCCAAACAGAGACUGGGAAAGAUUUUAAAGAUCCAUCGGAACGGAAAGCUCCUCCUGUAAAUGAGACAGCGUGGGACGGGGACUCGCCGCGGGCCCCCCGGGCAGCCUGUGCCCUGACCCGAUUACUCCUCUCUGAUCAUGGACAACAGCAGCAGCAAAGUAAAAUACAAAGGGGAGUAAAACAGGUUACACCUUUAUCAGUUUCUAAGAAGACCAUAGUUCAAAUAGGUUUUUGCCUCUACUUAUACUUUAUAACUUUCAGAUAUUAAAGUGUACAGAAUACCUGCUAUAAAUAUUUUUUAAGAAAUACAUGUGUCUCAUUUUACUACAGCUGUCAGUCUAUCAGGGGUCGCUAAAAACAAAAUUAAAAAAAAGAACAUUGCAGUCAUUCCAAGUCCCAGAAAGUAUCCCUUGCAUGUACUUAGUCUCAUGCAUGUACAUUUCUUUGAAGGGGGGGCCUAUAAGUAAAUUCUGGAAUCCAUUCCUCCAAUACGGAUUAGGCUUGUCAUUGUCCAGCAUUACAUAUUUAAUGAGGGAUGAGUACAUAUGGACCCUCAAGAUGUUGAAGAGUGACAAAAAUGCGGAAUCCUUCCCCUUGGAUAUUCCUCACAUGGUCCUGAAAUUAACCCUUUAAUUAUAGUUUUACCUGGGUGAGACAUUUGAUUUACUUUCGUUUGCUAAGCACUAUCAUUGAUAAUAUUUAUUGACCUAGUAUAAUUUUUACAUGUCGUAGAUAGAUUAUAAAAAAAAAGCCAAAAGGCACUUACAAAGAAAUCAACAAAGCACUAUGAUGAAUUUUGAUUUUGAUGAGUUGUGCUAAACCGUUAAAGUUAAAUGCACAAUGUAAUAGGCUGGUCACAGCAAGUACCUGUAUACUGUAUGUGUUUUGUUGUGAAGUCUCGCCAAACCAUGUUGAAAGUGCAGCCUGUAGAACCUAAUUCCUGAAUCCAGGAACUUAUGUAUGCCACGAGCAACCAGCAAACAUUGAACACCGUCUUCACAAACCGAACAUAUCAGUGUACAGUAUUCUGUCACUCUUACUCAUAUCUUGAGGUCAUUUAUUAAAUCCAUGUUGACGGGCUACCAUGUUUAUAUCUCUUUAAAACAAAUUACAGAUUGAAGGAGCCCAAGCAAAAGAUCCUCAGCACGCAGUUUUCUAAAAAGAAGGCAUUUCGGUGCUUUCUUGUGACCUACUCAUUUUAAAUUAUAUAUGAAAUCACACAGGACAGUCAAACACUGGUCCUUUACUGUGUAUUUUUAAAUAAACCCAAAAAUGUGCCCGGCCCUGUAUCAAAUUAAUGUUUUAAAGACUUUUUUAAUGGAAUCUCCAAUUAUGUAUGUGCGUGCACGUGAAUGUGAGUGCGUGUGUGCACACGUUGUGUGUGUAUGCUUACUUUCACUGUUAAGUCACAUAUGGUCACGAGUUUCCCCCAAGAGGGACUGUUACAAUGAUAGAUAUUUUUUGUUUUAUUUUUCAAAAAUCAGUGUUAUUAUCAGAAAAGUGAAAUUUCCUUUUACACAAUAAUCAACAGCUCACAUAAGGAAUAUUUCUUAUUGAAAACACUAAACGAAUGGGACCUAUAUCUCUGACAAGCCUCAUCAUCCCAAGUCUUUUUUACACGGGGAUACUUUCUUAAUCACGUUUGUUUCACAGGCAGCACCAGAUAUUGUAGAUUAAAAUAUGCAUUUAUA